UGGGAUUUAUAUCCAAAACACAAAACUACUAAACAAUAAUAAUAUUAGUCCAAACAAUAACAAACGAUCUUUCGGAAAUCCUUGGUCGCACUAUAACCUUAUAAUAUAUAUAGAAAUGUAUAUACGGGUGUAUUAUAUGAUUUAUAUGUUAUUAGUAUGCUACAAUAGUCGACUAUACUCUUUAAUAAUUUUUUGACAACCAAAUUGCGUGAAAAUGGUUCGUGUUUACAGCUUUAUAGAAAUGUCUGUUAUUGCAUUUUUUACUUUACAGAUUAUGGAUGCAUCAUCUUCGGGAUCGUACUUUUGUCCGAUGUGUGGCUUUUCAAAAUAUAACUCUUACAAUUCCCCAGGUCCAACGUGUUCCUGUAUGAACACUAUGAACUAUCAAAAUUAUCAGAAUUCGGUUUGUCCUACAAAUAUCCCAUAUCCUUAUUGUAGUACUCAAAAUACUGAUACAACCUGUCCGUCGACAUCGGGGCAACCGACUGGCAACAUCGUUGGUUCUUCUUGUGAUUGCGGUAGAUUUCCGUAUGUCAUUCAAGUUCCACCUAAUGUUCAACCACUACCGGCAAAAUUGUCUUAUCCGUAUGUUUCUGACGAUCCAUCCGGACCAUGUCAACAAACAUUAAAAAACUUUGGAUAUCAGUUACAAGUACCCGUACCCCCCGGACGUGUCCCCAACUAUGGUUCUAUUAAUGGAAUUAUUGACAAAACAUAUAAAAAGUGCACUCCGUGUCCUUGCAAAUUGAUAUAUUGAAACGAUAUAAGAUGAUUAAUAAGAAAAAUAUUAACUGCAAUACCUAGGUAUGAGAGGGAAUAGGGAAUCCAUCAUGCAAUUAAGCUUCAGCCAUUAUCAGUUAGUAUAGAUCUUAAAAGAGACCAAUUUUAAAAUAAAAAAAAUUUGUAAA
Messenger RNA from Rhopalosiphum padi (bird cherry-oat aphid), 908 nucleotides. RefSeq lists its product as uncharacterized. The coding region runs from base 215 to 757 and encodes 180 amino acids. NCBI's taxonomy places the organism in Eukaryota, Metazoa, Arthropoda, Insecta, Hemiptera, Aphididae. The transcript has 6 exons. The record is from RefSeq and is a predicted model, not a curated record.